Molecule: messenger RNA, 4541 nt
Organism: Petromyzon marinus (sea lamprey)
Lineage: Eukaryota; Metazoa; Chordata; Hyperoartia; Petromyzontiformes; Petromyzontidae
Source: RefSeq, a predicted model, not a curated record
AUGCCUCUACCUCCGACUCUGCGCAAAAGGAUGGCCCCUGGCGUGUCCGACCCGCUCCGCGACUCGCUGCUCCAGGAGCUGGAGGACUACCUCAAGCACGAGGGCCCCCCAGGAGAUGGGGGCAAGCGCAGGGAGAGCUUCAGCAGCGAGGAGAAUGUGGAGAGGGCAACUCUGGGCGACCGGGGGCAGCUGGGGUCAUCGGCCGUCCGCGGUAGAACACGACCCCACCGUGGCAAGGGGCUUGCGGGCAGCCGGGAGAGCACGAACCCACCGUGGCAAGGGGCUUGCGGGCAGCCGAUAGAACACGACCCCACCGUGGCAAGGGGCUUGCGGGCAGCCGAGCCACAGGGCACUGCGUGGUAUAAUCGAACCGACUUCCCUUCCUUCGUCCUCGCCCGUCCGCUGUGCCCCUUAAGUUUCGACCACGAGCAGAGCGGCCGCCUGGAGGAGCAAAUCCGCCUCUCGGAUCUGCAGCAGCUGCAGGCCACAUUCUCCAGCCACCGCUCAUCGCGCCACUCGGAGGACGAGGAUGACGACGCGGCGGAGGCAGAGGGCGCCUCAAGGGGGACACAGGGAAGUCGAAAUUGUUUUUUUGUUAACAAAAAUGUUUCACACCGUACCGUGGCCGUGACGAAUAACGACGUCGCGACGUUCGUCGGUGGCCCCCCACAGGGGAGAGAGCGGCGCCGGCGGCGGGCGUCCUCGCGCCCUGCCGGUGCCAUGAACCGCGCCGAGUUCCGCCAGAGCCUGCGUGAGCUGCUCGGCUCCGACCGGUGGGGCGAACAGAUGGACGGACUCUUCGACAAGGUGGACACGUCGGGUGACGGCUACGUGGACUGGGGCGACUUCUGUACCUACAUGCUCAUGCAGUACCGCGAGCGGGACUUUGCGCGCGCGCGCCACGAGGCGCCCUUCCCGCCGCUGGCGCUCGUCAUCCGCCACUGCACGCACAACAAGCAAGAGGUGUGCACGCGGCUGCUGGCGCUCGACUCGCCGGCGCCGCUGCGCUUCGUGUCUGUGAGCAAGGAGGGCGUCCUGACCGUGUGGGACCGCCACCUCCGCCUGCAGCGCUCCUUCCAGGAGGAGGUGGAGGACCCGCGCGGGGGCAAGCGGCGCUUCCGCACGUGGAGCACGGACGCCGUGGUGCUGCCCGACGUCCACAAGAUCGCCGUGAGCACGACGAGCCGCGACAUCCGCUUCUACGACAUCUCCACGCCCAACUUCACGCAGGAGUUCCAGCUCUUCGCCCUGAACAACGUGCCGACCUGCAUGCAUUACUCGUUCAAUGAGAAGGCCCCCGGGAGCCCCUCUGUGCUCCUGUGGGGAGACGACUCCGGCGCUGUGAACCUGCUCACCAUCCUGCAGCCCCACGCGGGCCUCUUUGAGAAGCCCUUCAGCCGCGAGGAGGGCGUCCGUCGGAUCUUCAUGCAGGACCUGGGCGACCACGCCCGGCUGCUGAAGCUGCGCGUGAUCCCCGGGGUUCACGAGGGGCCGGUGCGCGCUCUCCGCUUCGUGGCCGAGGAAGGAGGAGGUGGAAGAGGGGGUGGAGAGGAUGACCGCGGCGGCCUGCUGUUCUCGUGCUGCGAGAGCGCCCGCACCUCUCUGGUGGUGCGCGACGUGGCCGGGCGGCGGAAGCCGUACGUGUGGAGCAUGAGCAAGGGCUGUCAGUGCUUCGACUACAGCCGCGAGCUGACGCUGGUGGCGGCGGCGGGUGCCGACUGCCUGGUGCACGUGUGGAACCGGUACGUGACGUCACGCCCCGUCGUCAGGCUGCAGGGCCACGCCGCGCCCGUGCUGGCGCUCGCCAUCGUGCACGAGCGUCGCACGCUCAUCAGCUACGGGAAAGACGCCGUGGUGAAGGUGUGGGACCUGCAGGAGCAGCACGCGUGCCUGCAGACGCUGUGCGUGCGCUUCCCGUGCGUGCAGCCCGGGCGCACGCUGCGCCACGGCGACUUCCCGCUGCUGCUGCUGCCGCCGCCGCUGCACGGCGUGCUGGCGUCGUGCGCCGACUACGUAGCGCUGCUGCCGCUGGGGGUGCCCGAGGCGCGCGGCGCCGGGAUCUACACGCACGGCACGGCGCUGUCGGCCGCGGCGUACAACCCGCUCUUCCGCCAGGUGGUGACGGGCGGCGAGGACUCGUGCGUGAUCGUGUGGGACGUGGAGACAGGGGCCAAGUGGCUCGCGCUGAACAACGCCCACGGCGAGGAGGAGAUCACCUCGCUCGGCUUCGACUCCUCCGGCCGGCGCCUGCUCACGGGCGCGAGGAACGGCACCGUCAAGGUGUGGAACGUGCAGAACGGACACAACCUGCUCAAGCUGCAGGCCGUGGGUGCGGCCGAGGUGACGGGUGUGGCGUGCCUGCGCGAGCACAAGCUGCUCACCGUGGGCUGGAACCGCAAGAUCCUGCUGUAUGACGACUCCAAUCCGGACGUGACCGCCCUGAAGGCGGACAGCAGCUGGAAGGGUGGGCAACUGCACAGGGAGGACAUCCUGGCUCUGAGCUACUCGCCCGCCCUCGGCCUGCUCGCCACGGCGAGCUACGACGGAGCGAUCUUCGUGUGGAGCGCCGAGACGCAGAAGCUCUUCCUGCGCCUGGGCGAGCACGGCUCGAGCAGACCGCCGAGGCCCGUGGACCGGCUGCUCUUCCUGCAGGCGCGAGCUGCGGACGCGGGCCUGCGCGACGCGGCGCUGCUGCUGAGCUCCGAGGGUGGCUGCGUGCACUGGUGGCAGCUCUACGGGCAGCAGCAGAGGCACCUGGGCUCGUUUUACACUCCUGCCCGGCCCGACGAGCUGGUACUGGGCCUGGCCAGCAGCCACGACGACGGCGUGCUGGUGACGGGCGACACAGCGGGCUUCCUGCGGGCGUGGGACGUGCGGGCCUACGGCCUGCGGGCCGGCGGCACGGUGUGGCUUCCCCCCUCCCACCGCACCUUGUUGUUUUUCUGCAGUCAUAAUAAUCACCGCCACAGUAUGUUCACGUACGUACGUCAUCGGAACAGGAAGAAAAAACUAAAGCCGUCGGUGCCGAGCUCCCACAAGCCAAAAGCCGCUGCUGCGAGGCCGACCAGAGUUCACGCUCCUCGAGAUCGGUGGCGGUAUCGCAGUUCAUUUGUGGCAAGCACUCCGCGUGUGACGAGCGCGACGAGCGGGCGAUGGAUUCUGAGCGGGUGGAUGCGGCUGGCGCAGGAGGACGAUGGCGGUGCGGAGGCAUCGCCGCCCUGCCUGCGCUCCUGGCUGGCGCACACCCGAGCCGUGGUCCACGCCGAGGUGCUGCGGCUCGACUCGACCUCCUACGUCAUGAGCGCCUCCGGCGACCGCACGGCCAAGCUGUGGACGCUGCUCGGCGAGCCUGUCGGCACCUUCGGGCAGGAGCGGCCCUGGGACCUGAAGGACCCAGCGACGUACGGAGCGCAGCUGGCGCCCGUCGCGGACAGCCAGGAGGCCGGACCCGCGCAGGGGCCGCGGAAACCCUCUCCUCGCUCGUCGGAGACCGGAGAGCGGGAGACCGCCGGGCGCGACGCCGGGCGCGACGCCGGGCACGACGCCGGGCGCGACGCCGGGUCCUCCCCGGAUAGUCUGGCGGUGGCGGAGCAGGAGGAGAGAUCUCAUGGCAAGACGCAGGAGUCUCGCUCGCCCAGCGAGACCGAGCUGCUGGAGGAACAGAAGCGGAGCUCACGGAGCGAGGAGGAACCCACGAACGAGGACGCGGCGGCGGUCCGCCUUGGCACGGAUCGGAGCGCGAACGCGUCGGGAGUGGCGCGGCAGGAGCGCCGUGCUCGCUACUCGGCCGUCAACAUCGCCAAGACGGCUCGCUUCGAGUCUCUCUGCUCCCCAUUCCAAGCCCUCGUCACGCCGGAGGUGGUGGCCGUGCAGCUGCCGGCCGACUUGCCCAUGACGGCGCGGAUGCGGAGCCGCGGGGUGAGCUGCCGCUCGGAGGGGGAGCUCCGGGCCCUGCGGCUCAAGAGCCUCGAGUGGGAGCAGGAGGCGCCGGCCGAGGGAGUGGCCGCCCAGGAGCACCCAUCCGUGCGGCCGGGGCCUCCGCAGAGCCGCAGAUAGCGGGGAGGGCAGCCCCUCCCCCCCCCGCCAGACGCCACCCCGUCCGCCAAAGUCAGCGGCAGACCGUUAACCGUCGUUAUCUUCUUGCUUACCGUCGUGAGUUUUUGCCAUCUCGUGUGUUCACGAAUUAAGACUUCCCCGUAAUGCAGGUGGCUCUCGGUGGAGUUCAAUGUCCUCGCUGAGAGUUGCUCAAGUUUCUGACUAUCCUUCGGUCAGCUUUAGGGACCAUUUCCAUCGCCCGGUGCCCCUUUUCCAGAAGAAAACGCGAUCUUCCCCCACUCCCUCUUGGGAAAACAAAAUCACCCUCCACUGUCUCGGGAAUCCCUUCCUCACGUCAUGCACCAAUACUCCAGGAAUAAAAAUGGUGUUGUCAAUGCAAGGGGCUCUCACAAGACCGUUUUUACAAAUAAUCAUCGUGCGUAAACAUGUAAAUUAAAUUAUACUGGAGUCAGGGCUGGCGACUUUUAUAUCCUCCUAUUGCCAUA